Molecule: messenger RNA, 3830 nt
Organism: Xyrichtys novacula (pearly razorfish)
Lineage: Eukaryota; Metazoa; Chordata; Actinopteri; Labriformes; Labridae
Source: the annotation of a GenBank genome assembly
GCUACACCAUUCCCCCACUUGGUACAACGCCCCUGAAUCUUCGUCGUUUGUCGUAGUUUUCAAUCUGGACAAAAAUAAAACACUAUCACAAUAUCAAACCAGAUUUCAGCGUUUUAGAAAAGCACAGUAUUACUAAGGCACACCGCUAGCUACAGAAUGUACAGAGUUAUCUCCUGAAAACCCAUGUUUAACUAUGUGAGACCAUUCAUACGCGAGACAUGCUACAGUCUUGACGGAACGAACCAAUCAGGUCACAUGUAACUGAGCACGCUAUUUCACAGAGAGCGUGCGCUCCAGGAAGUGAAAGAAGGGGGAGAAGACUGGUCUGAAAGAACAAUGGGAGUCGAAGUGGAAACCCUGGUACCCGGAGACGGUAAAGAUUAUAAUUUCCAACUUCUUCACACGUCUGAGCGAGUCCCUAUUCAAGAAUAAUUUGUUUUAAUCGAGAUUCUUCCUCAAAUGUCUCCUUUUAGGGCGGACUUUCCCGCAGAGGGGGCAGACGGUCACCGUUCACUACGUUGGUAAGAUCUCUGCCCGAUUAAAUGUUUGAUUAUUUAUUUCUGUGUGUUCUAAAUGUUAAAUAUCACCUGCUCAAAGUGCGGCCAGGUCGGGUUUGAAAUAGGUCUUCCAUAAAUGGCGGAGUCUCACAUGUAAAAUAUGGCGUAUCCGGCUCCUUGCGGGCAAAGGCUGAAUGAGGGUCGUCCCUCCGCGCCUGAGUCGGACUGGAAAACGGGAGUAUUACAGUCUGAGCACAAAGGGAGCAGCCGGUUAACCGAUCACUGGCGCGGGUGUUCUUCGAUUAACCUAGCCGAAGGGGGUAUCCUUCACCUCUGUUACAAGAAUUUCAACCAGCAUCCUGUAAUAUCACGAUUUUAGUACAAUUAAACGAUUUUUUUUUACCAACGUUAGUAACGACCGCACGAUAGCAAUACACAGCGGUCUGAGGAGCCAUAAACAAACCUCAACCAAAACGCCACUCUAUAGCCGCAAAUAAUGUUCAGAACAGCACCUAACUUCAUCAGCGUACAAAUAGGGUCAGAGCCACAGCACUUGCUACUAAAUAAGAGACUAAAUAUAACUCACCUACUCUCCUCCAGCAGCUGCUUGUUUGUAAGCGAGACCUCAGGUGAGUCCAUUGACUACAGCGGGGGGACGCAGCUCAAGGAAGAACAUUUUUGAUCAUUACUUUACCAUAUCAAAUACCAUAUUAAUCAUUUUGCACUGCAGACGUGGUAGUUCUUCUGCCUUAAGGUCCUUACACACCGCAAUUAUUUUGGACGCUAAUAUUUUUUUCGAACCCGUAUCCUGUCUAUACAAGUGUUCACAUCAGCUAUGUUUUCCCGUUCUGCGAUAUUGCGGCAUUUAUUUUUUUGGAUCAUGGUUGAUUUUUCUAAAGUUUUGCAUUCUGUGUGUCCACUUCUGACCAAUCAGAUUGCGUGUUGUUGCGACUUCAGAUUCACCGGUAUAUCCAACAUAUCCGACCAGCUGAAUGUUUACGUGUCAGAAAUAGAGUGCAUUUUGAUAAAAGACACAAACAUUACAAAGAUAACGACCUGAAGGACAAUUUGUGGAGAGUCAUAGCGUCGGAUUUUUCUUAUAUGAUGAUGGUUUGUGUGCUUUAACAGUUUGCUAAAUGUCUUUGUUUUAACUUAGUUUUUAACUUUGUUUUAACAGCCUAGGUGAGUUGUGUUUAGUCUCUUUGCUAAAGAAAUUAAGCAAAGUUAAAAGGAGUGUGAUGGCUAGUACUAUGGCCUGGACCCUAUAUGAACUGUUGAUGAAGUUAGGUGCUGUUCUGAGCAUUAUUUGUGGCUAUAGAGUGGUGUUUUGGUUGAGAUUUGUGUGUGGUGCCAUAGACCGCUGUGUAUUGCUAUCGUGCAGUCGUGACUAAAGUUGGUAUAACUAGAGAAUCAAGCGGUCUGCAACAUUCAUCUCUUAAGGCAGUGUCAAACUCAGUGUUAGGUGUGUUUGACCCUAAAUUAAUUUUACGCCGGAAUAUCCCUUUUAAGUCCUCUUGGAAUAACCACCAGCCUCAUCUGAGUGUGCUAUUUAAAUUUCCACGCAAAAGUUGGUUUGACGACCUCAGAGCUCUACCCGUCUCCCGAACGGUUAUAAGCUCAGUUAAAUAGAUGGAAAUGAAGCCGUUCAGAGUUUUAAAAACAAACAUUAAAAGUUUAAAAUCAAUCCUAUAAGAGACAGGAAGCCAAUGAAGGGAGCUAAGGACAGGAGUGAUGUGCUCGCAUCUGUUAGUUUUAGUUAAAAGACAUGCAGCAGCAUUUUGCACAAGUUGAAGGCGACUUAGAGAUGAUUGGGAGAUGUCAACGUAAAGUGCAUUACAACAGUCUAAUCUUGAACUGAUGGGUUGGUGCCUAACUUUUUUUUGUUUUUGAUAUCUUCAACAGGAACGCUAACAAAUGGAAAAAAGUUUGACUCCUCCAGGGACCGAACAGAGCCCUUCCAGUUCAAAAUUGGAUGUGGAGAAGUCAUCAAGGGUUGGGAUGAAGGUGUAGCCAGGGUAUGGAAAACAACCUGUCAAAGAUGACUGUGAUUUUGGCACUUAAAGAGUUUGGCAGCAGGGUCCCUUUUUAGGCUGGGUUGAAUGAAUCCUGUUUCAUAUGUUCUCCUCCCUCAAAUGUAUCCCUACUUAAGUAUUAUUAAAUGUUCAUAUUUUGUGGGCUUGAUAUGGCAGACAGUCAAUGAUAGAAUAUUAAAUACCUGCACUGCCUGUAAUCUUUUAUUUGCCUUGAAGGCUUGGCUCGUGUGAUACUCUUACAGUCAGGAAUCCUAAACAUUAAUGAUAAUAUUACAGGCAAAUCUUUCUUGAACAUAACUCUUGAUGCUUGACUUAACUUUUCACCCUUUAACAGUUGCUCAAUAAUGAAACUAUACCUAUGGGGCUUGUUCCUCAUUUCCUCCACAGAUGAGUGUUGGUGAGAAGGCCAGGUUGACCUGCUCGCCAGACUACGCCUACGGCAGCAGAGGAUUUCCACCCAUCAUCCCUGGAAAUUCCACUCUCAUUUUUGAAGUGGAGCUUCUGAGUGUUUAAGUUGAUGAUUUGCUCAUCUGAGUUUCUCAUUCUACCCACAUCUCUUACACAAAUAAGCGUUUACCUGAAAGGUGAUUUUCAGUCGCAUUUUUAACGUGAAUAAAUAAUUGUAGGAAGAAACAAGGACAAAACCCCCAAAUCUGUUGCUUUUUAAUGUCUGGCAUAAAAAAUGUAAGAACCACCAAUUCUUGACCAAUGACACAUAAUCGGCAAACACCCUAUUUGUUAGUACAGGUCUAUAAGUUUUUGAAAGCAGUUUGAUGACAGUUAUUGAUGUCAAAAAUGUCUGGAAACACCUUUUAAUAAAGCCUCUCGUUGAUCCUUUAGUAAAUCCAUCGAUUGUGAGCUUGAAAUUUCGACACACUGUAAACAAACAACUCAUGUAAAUGAAUGGUUUGUGAUUUCCUGUUUCAUCACUGCUUGCAUGGCCAUUUUUGGAGGAAUAUAGUUUAAAAUCCCGUCCCUCUCACUUUUACCCUCUUUUGUCAUAGUUAAAGGCCUGAAGUGUCCUUGUGUUAUGGCAUCAUGCUUGGUAUUUGUUUGAUAAUGUUAAGUUCCUUCAUCUUGUUAUUAUCCUUUAGGAAUUGUAUUAUCAGUGGGUAUUGCACUCUUGAAUUAAAAUGAAAGGAUGCAACACUUGUGCUGUAUUUGUUGAUUUUUUUUUUUCAGUCUUUAAAAAAUGCAAGCCUGCAGGGCUUCACCAUGCCACUCCUUUUGAACACUAAUAUUUCAUCAUACUGUCAUGUAAAGUAAAAUUUCUCUUUGGGUGAAGUUGUGUACAAGCAAA